This is a messenger RNA of Salarias fasciatus (jewelled blenny), 3242 nucleotides long. It is a transcript of the gene ccdc71, whose product is annotated as coiled-coil domain containing 71. The transcript is spliced from 2 exons. NCBI's taxonomy places the organism in Eukaryota, Metazoa, Chordata, Actinopteri, Blenniiformes, Blenniidae. The record is from RefSeq and is a predicted model, not a curated record. The coding region runs from base 119 to 1195 and encodes 358 amino acids.
CUCCGCCUCUCUUCCCUGGUCUGUCAUCCACACCGCUGUUGCAGCCAUUUUACCGUGGAGCGUCGGCGCAGCAGCGACCAGGGGAUGCCGAGCCAGCACCGCUGAAAGAAACAAGAGGAUGGCUGACACGCCACGAGGUGCCGUGGUCGGCCGGCCACUGAUGUUUGCCAACGAGGAGCGGAGGGCUGUUCAUUCCUGGUCACGGAUUUCGUCGGCAGGGCACAAUGUCCUCCUGGAUGCUCUGAAGAUCCUCAGCCCAAUGUCCCGUGACCUUUCAAGCACCGAGGACCUCGUCACCUUCCUGCAGGACCUCAGCGAGGAAGGCCACAAGGCCACCGUACUACGGAGCAAGGAUGUGUAUGGCUACCGCUCCUGCACAAACCAGCCUAUGACUGAAGACAUGCUGAAGCCACCCAACAAGAGCAUCCGGCCCACAGCUAAGAGGAGGGGGAAGAGAGGUUUUACCAAGAAGAGGGAGGUGCACCCGUCCUGGUACAACUCUGAGAGGAACAACCCCAGGAUCCAAGGGAUUCGUCCUCCAGAUGUGUCGAUGGAUUAUCGCACCAUCAUCUGCAGCAGGACCUCCAUUCGAACUGUCGAGAUUCCCACGGUGGACGUGAAGCCGUGCCUCAGACUGACCAACAUUGAGGGUUUGUCUGGCUGCCAUACGGCCAGACUUCAGAUCCAAGCUACCUGGGACUCGUCUUCUGAGAAGCCCUCUGUUGCCUUUUUGCAACAACAGCACCCUCCAGUGCUUUCAGGAAUACCCUCUCAGCCUUCUCAGAAUGGUGGUGGGACGCCCACCAAAGCCGUGGCCUUGCUCAGCCAGAAGAACCAGUCGUGCCCCAUUCGGCUGGACGGUGCUCUGAUUGGGGACUCUGCACCUGUCUUCUAUGCGAACGGCCGGGCGUUCCCACAGACUCACACAGAACUGACCAGCAAUGGCUGGAGGAGCAAUGGCCUCCACAGGGUUGUUCGGCACCGCAAGGAAGUGAGCAGCACGACCAACCAGCAGAGAAACGGCUUGAAGGAAAAGAACAGUCUUAGAUGGAAAGUGAUAAAAGUGGACGAGUCUCGCUCUGUGGACGAGGCCUGCAGGAAGGCACAGAAGAUCCUGCAGGUCAACCUUUCCCCCGUGAUUCAGAUCCAACCGCUCGACCACGUGCUGAACAACUUCAGAUAUCAGAACAAAUAAAAAUUCCUCCCCGCACCAAACUCACACAUUGUUUUCUUUAGCAGAUGUUAGUAUUUUUCAUUCAUUAGCUUCCACCUGGCUGAGAGGCUUCCCUCUCUCUUUUUCUGUUAACGCCGCCGGGUGUUGGAGUUACAAGAGAAAUCUGAGUGUCUUUGUGGAAGUUUUUGUUCCUGACAGGGGCGCCUGGAAUUUAAAGGCAUUUGAAGUAAGGUGAUGCUUUUCCUAGCAGGCUGGGAAAUAACUGGUCGAUUUUUACUGUCAAUAUUCGUUCACGCCAGACAGUAAUCAACCAAUCGUCGCUCUUUGAGCUGCCGAGCUGCAAGCCAGUCCUCUCGAUCGGGACGUAGCAUCCACUGUGGCUGUUAUGUGAAUCAGGUGAAUUUUCUACCCUCCGUGUGCUGGGUGGGUGUUACAGUUGUUUCAAUAGUAUUUAAGUCCCAUUCAAAGUAUAGCAGCCUUUUCGAAACAUACAAGUAUUUCAUACCACAAGCUGUACCGUCAUCUGCAGCACCGUUUUUUUUUUUCUUCUUCUUCUUUUUCACCAGAACACAGGAAAAAAUGGUGUUUAGAGACGGCAGCGUCCCAUCAGAGGUUCAGUUGAGCGGGUUUCCAGACUCGAGCAGACGUUUCUUGGUUGUUUGCUAUGACUUAGCAAAACAAAGUAAUGAAAGGAGAGGGAAGGGUUUAGUUUAGUUGGUCUUCCUUUUUAUAGUUUUUGUUAUUCCAGUAGAAAUCCGAGAAGACUUCUGGGGCGAGCGAUGUUGGAAAUCAGACAUGAAUCUGGGAAUUUUGUCCGUCACAAAGGUUGCAACAAGAAGUGUUGAACACAAUGUGUAGAAAAGGCUUUGGCCUUCUGGAACCAUUUUCAGCUCCAAGUUUACAUUUAAAUCCCAAAGUAUAAUUUAAUCUAACAGCGCAUUUCACUCCUGCUCAGUUGUAUUGAGUCAAAACUCCCCAGAAAGUCUUUACUUUUUCUAUUUCCUCGGCUGUGGUUUCACUUUCACAGCUUAAAUUCAAACUGAAGAAAUGCACUUUUACAGCAGUUCACUGUCGUUCCUCAGCAUAAAUGUUGUCAGUCGUUCUUGCCCGUGUAGUUUCAGCACCGACAUUCUCAAACAUUUGGUUUCAUGGAGUUCAGUUUUUCAUCACGGGUGCUAACUUUCCAAUGACGGUGCUGAGCGAAAAAGUUGGGCGCAAGAAUGUCAAGUUCUUCUUCUCAUUCAGAUUGUGCAGUAGUUUGCUCUGAGGGAACGAUAGCAGCAGCCGCUGCCUUCUGCAGGUUGGGAUGAGCAUGCAGAGCCGCCUUCUGUGCUUUCCAAAGUGGUUAUUACUGUGAGGAACCACCUGGGUCCAUUUUUUCAUGUGAUCAUCCGUGUCAAACUUUAAUGUAGUUUUGCAAAAAGAUGUCUUAACUCGCAGUCUACUGAGGAUCUUUUUUUAUUAUUAUUUUUGGUGCAUUUACCUAUCUCAUUUACAUUAAAUACAGAUGAAAGCACCAGAUGAAGAGUGGACCGUGAGUUAUUUAUUUUGAAAUGAAAAUAUUUUUUUAUUUUGUGCCCCACCCCCCUUAAAAAUUUUUAAAAAGACACUGGUUUUUUAAUCCUGAGAAUUGGCAGCAAAAGUCACCAUCAUAUUAGCAGAUGAAGGUGAUUUAGUGUCUCAAAAACAAAGUUUAACUAUAAAUUUCCGUAAACAUGUUGAAAGCUGUAGACCUGUUGUCAGAGAAAAGAGUGCAUACUUUAUUCUCUCUUCAGAAAACUUCUCUCCUGGUGAAGCUUGCUCCGUGGCAGCUGGUGGGUUGAAAGUCAACUUUUUCAGAUCUCCAACGCAUCUGCUGUGGUGGAUUUUUUAAUGUUCUGAAUAAAGCUCGGUUCCCUUGCCCGGCGCUCUCUUCCUAAAAGCCCUCCCAGAUCCAGUCCGUUCGCUGUCAUGUUCAUGCCCUUUUCUAGAUCUCCUUUCUGUUGGUCUUGUUUGUGCAACACUUGUAUAAUAUUGUAUUUCCUACAUAAACUUUGAAAAUGUUUUUUGUUCAAUAAAACUGAUCUGA